AUGGAGGUGUCAGUAAAUCCUGUGCCUGAUGAAAGCAGUCUUCAUGGAUUGCAGAAGGCUGUGUUCUUACUCUGGCGUAAAGUCAUAACCGACUUCCAAUCAUGCAUUGGCGCGCAACUGACGCCCAUCUUGUUUUCACAGAACAGGAUCGCUUUCAUGUCCUGCACUAUGGAGGCAGCCUGGAAUAAAAGCAUUCCCAGCUUUCUUUCCAAACUGUGGUCUUUAGUGGAGGACCCGGCCUUGGAUGAACUGGUCUGCUGGAGCCAGAGUGGUCAGAGCUUCUACAUUAGGAAUGAACAAAUAUUUUCCAAGGAAGUACUUCCAAAAUACUUCAAACAUAACAAUAUGUCCAGCUUCGUACGACAGCUCAACCUGUAUGGUUUCCGAAAGGUGAUUUCGUUUGACAGUGUAUUUCAUGUCAAGGAAAAGAAAAAUAUGCAGGAAUUUCAACAUCCAUUCUUCCAAAAAGGGAAAACCAACCUUGUGGGUAGUAUCAAGCGCAAGGUUCCAGGAAUGAGAAAUGCAGAUGUCAGAAACUCCCCUGAUGAGUUCCAGGGAAUAAUGACUGAAAUGCAGGAGAUUAAUGAGAAGCAAAACAAUAUGGAGGCCAAAUUAGCAGAACUGGAAAAGAAAUAUGCUACACUUUUUCUUGAUAUGACAAAACUAACGCAGAAGUUCCAUGAGCAACAGCAGCUAACAGCACAGAUGGAGAUAUUUAAAAAUGGUUAUGAUUUUUUGGAAGACAACAAUAAAAUUCUCAUUGACAAUGGCUUACCUAUUUUGAAAGAUGAAUCAAAAAAUUCACUUUUAAAUGUGAAUCAAGCAAGUGGAAAUGACGGAAAAAACUUUGAAGUGUCAAUUCAAAAUAUACCUAUGCGUGAAAAUUUGCUGACCAUUGAUUGGGGUGCUGUGAAGAAAGAUUGCAAAGAAACAGUGACCAAAGAAUCCUUUGGACAGGAAACUAAAGAUGCUUCUUUGGAAUUAGUAUCUUCCUCUUGGGACAAUAAUCUGAUCUUGACUAAAAUCAAAUCAGACACUUCAUAUAAAACUAUAAUGAAGAGGAAUGAAACACGCAUGCAGAGUAUUGAAGCCAAUGUGAUAAAGCUGAAGUCAUUGCUAUCUAGGAAAAAAAUGAAUGACAAUUCUGAGCAUGCCAAUAAGGGAGUAAAUGUAAUGAACAUUGAAGAAAAAGAGAAAAGUCUGCUUGAAGCCAAUGGAAAUAAAGACAAGCAGGGAGUACAAAAUGGAAACAACCCACUGCAUUCCCUGAUAGAGAAAGUGCCGAUAAGUAACUUGGGAGAAAAACUUCAAUAUUCUAAUGACCAUCUCUUGGAUAAUCCGAAGAACCCAACGGAUGUAUCACCAAAUUUAGGUAAUCCACAAGAAGACUUUUCAAAUCAUAUUGAAAUCUUUGAGACCCAGUUAUUGGUGGAAAUCAGUGUAGAAUACGAGCUAUUACCUAUUCUGUGUCUCAGCAUUGUUCCCAAUUUACAGAAAAGUCUCAUAUCAAUGAGCCUUCUACCUGAAUUUACUUUGGAAUCUUCUCAGUCCAGCUUUCUGAUGGAAAAUAAACAGGGACCACAGGAUCACACUAUCUUUGACUGA
Molecule: messenger RNA, 1605 nt
Organism: Lepus europaeus (European hare)
Lineage: Eukaryota; Metazoa; Chordata; Mammalia; Lagomorpha; Leporidae
Product: heat shock factor protein 3-like
Exons: 11
Coding region: 1-1605 (534 amino acids)
Biological process (GO): regulation of DNA-templated transcription
Molecular function (GO): DNA-binding transcription factor activity; sequence-specific DNA binding
Source: RefSeq, a predicted model, not a curated record